AUGGGGCUGGAAGUAGUACAACCACCUGAAACAGUGGAAGCAAGGAUUUCCACCUUAGUGAUGGAACCAGAUUUGAGAACUCAAAUUAUAAAUGCACAAAGACAAGAUGACAUCAUGGAAAAGAUUCGAGCAAAAGUACGAUCUGGUGAUGAAAAAAUUUUUAAAGAAGAAACAGACAAUGCUCUCACCUUCGAUGGAAGAAUCUGUGUGCCAAAUAAUGACGAGCUCAUAAAUAAGAUUUUGAGUGAAGCUCAUGACACACCGUAUACUGCCCAUCCAGGGAGCACCAAGAUCAUUUCAUCCACAAACGGAUGGACAGUUAGAAAGAACGAUUCAGGCCCUAGAACGAUUCAGAAACAAAUUCGAUUGAGAAUCAAGGAGGCACAAGAUCGGAAAAAGUCUUAUGUCGAUGCACGUCGGACGAAGUUGAAGUUUAACAUCGGAGAUAAGGUGUUUUUGAAGGUAUCUCCUUCUAAAGGGAUUACUAGGUUUGGAAUCAAAGGAAAAUUGAAGCCACGUUUCAUCGGGCCUUACGAGAUUCUUGACGAAGUAGGUCCGGUGGCAUAUCGUUUGGCAUUACCACCAAGCCUUGAGAAUGUACACAACGUGUUUCAUGUAUCUCAACUCCGGAAAUAUGUUUAUGACCCGAAGCACAUAAUCCACUAUGAAGAGGUUAGUCUAACACCAGAUUUAAACUAUGAAGAGAAACUUAUAGCUAUCCUUGAUCAAAAGAUACAACAGUUACGGAAUAAGUCAAUAUCAGCAGUGAAAGUUUUGUGGAAUCACCAUGGACAAGAAGAGGCAACAUGGGAGUUAGAGGAGAAAAUGAGAGAACAAUACACAGAAAUGUUUAUGUAA
Molecule: messenger RNA, 858 nt
Organism: Salvia splendens (bonfire salvia)
Lineage: Eukaryota; Viridiplantae; Streptophyta; Magnoliopsida; Lamiales; Lamiaceae
Exons: 2
Coding region: 1-858 (285 amino acids)
Source: RefSeq, a predicted model, not a curated record